UAUGCGGGCAGAUGUUCCCAGGUCAACUGUUCGCAAGGCUGGUAGAGGAAUGCCAACUUUGAUCUACAUAUACAGUGUUGCCCGAACAACUUUCAAAGGUCAUUGCCUUGAUGUCCUGGUAUCUUGGAUUGUCCAAGUUGGGAUAGAUACAUGGCGACUCUUUAAAUCAAAGGAUGAAAUGGAACAAAAAGUUAGGAUGCUUGGAAAGAAGGUUUACAUUGCUACGGUUAGGUGUGGUGCAUCUCUUGUUUUCAUGGCAAUCGGGGCCGGAAUAGGAGCUUCAUUCCUUCCCCCUUCAACCGGGCAGAGUAUAGGAUGUGCAAUUGGGGGAAUGUUGCUGGACUACCUGGACCCAUCAUUGUUUCAAUGUGCUUCCAACAUUAAAUCAUUCAAGUAAGAGAGAGAUUCAAGACAUGAUUGCUC
Molecule: messenger RNA, 423 nt
Organism: Ipomoea nil (Japanese morning glory)
Lineage: Eukaryota; Viridiplantae; Streptophyta; Magnoliopsida; Solanales; Convolvulaceae
Exons: 2
Coding region: 2-397 (131 amino acids)
Source: RefSeq, a predicted model, not a curated record